CGGAAGGCACCUUUGAGUGUCGGAGCUAGAAGCAUACGCCCGAGGCUUAGGAUUGUGGAUUUGGAGCUGGCAGGGUUCUCCAAGUCCAUCUGGUCCGGUCCAGUCUCAUAGAUGAGAAAGCCUCCAUAGAGGUUAUCCAUGUACAGACAGUCUUCCGCAUGGGUAUAGACAAGACAGAGCCAGGACAGGGACCCCGUUCUCCGGACUCCUAGUCCAGCGCUGUUUGCUCGGCGUCCCACGCCGGGAGAGGGGUAGCCACGUCAGCAGGGCCACUGUCGUGGAGAGAAACAAAAGAACGACGUUGUCAAAGCCAUAGCUACCCUACAUGGAUCAGGGUAGCAGACAGUGAACUCCCCGGGGGCCGAGAACGUUUGCGGUUUUGCCUUUUUCAUGAGUCCUUGAACAGCACCUGAUGAAGAAAUUGAGGCUCAUCCAAGUAAAAUUACUUGCUCAGAGUUACAGCAUGGCUGAGAAGAAGGCCGACCCUGGCUGAUGCCCUAAAUAACCUACUGUGAGAGGAUGCAGCUUGGGGAGCCAUCCCAGAAAGAUGUGCUGAGGUUCGCAGUAGUCUGCCGCUCCUUGACGUUGGUCCUCCAGGCUCUGUUCAAUGUGCUCAUCCCUGAUCAUGCCGCAGACGCCUUCUUGCCACCCCGCCUGGAGCCCACCGGUUUUGAGGACCAGCUCGUGGAGUGGCUCCUGGGGGGCUUGUCCCGCUGGGAUGCGGAGCACUUCCUCUUCAUCGCAGAGCACGGCUACAUCUACGAGCACAGCUUUGCCUUUUUCCCGGGCUUCCCCCUGGCCCUGCGCACAGGGGCUGAGCUGCUGGGGUGGCCGCUUCAGGGGCUGCUCACCCUCCGCAGUCGCCUCUUGCUCACUGCUGCCCUGCUUAACAGCCUGUGCUCGGUGCUAGCGGCCUUGGCACUCUAUGAGCUGGGCUGCCAGGUGUUGCGCUGCCACCGCCUGGCCCUCCUCUCGGCCCUGCUCUUCUGCCUCAGUCCCGCCAAUGUCUUCCUGGCGUCGGGCUACUCCGAGAGCCUCUUUGCCCUCCUGGUCUUCAGUGCCAUGAGCCAGCUGGAGAGGGGCCGAAGGGGCUGGAGCACUCUCCUCUUUGCCUUCGCCACUGGCGUGCGUUCCAAUGGGCUCAUCAAUGUCGGCUUCCUUCUCCACACCCAGUGCCGGCACUUUUUGUCUUCUCCUUCCUCGGGACCCCUUCCUGGGACCCUGUGGAGGCUGCUGAGGCUGGUGGCCUUUCUGCUGCUGAUGGCCCUUGGGAUUGGCCUUCCCUUUGCUCUGUUCCAGCUCUAUGCCUACAGCCAGUUCUGCUGGCCCCAUUCACCCCGCCUCAUCCCAGCGCCCUUUUUACAGCUGGCCAAGGACAAGGGGUACCGGGUCCCAGCAGGCGACCAGCCCAGCUGGUGCACCUGGCGCCUGCCCCUCAUCUACAGCUAUGUCCAGGAUGUCUACUGGAAUGUAGGCUUCUUAAGGUACUUUGAGCUCCGGCAGGUGCCCAACUUCCUGCUGGCAGCACCGGUGGUAGUGCUGGGGGCCUGGGCAGCCUGGAUCUAUGUGACUGCCAACCUCUGGAACUGCCUUACGCUUGGGCUUCUGAGGAAUGAGGGCAGAGGUGACAAGAAGUCGGGGAAGCCUCCCCCCGGAUUCCACAGCCCACAGGUGUUUGUGUACGUGGCCCAUUCUUCCGCUCUUCUGCUGUUUGGAGCCCUGUGCAUGCAUGUGCAGGUUCUCACCAGGUUCUUGGGCUCCUCCACUCCCAUUGUGUACUGGUUUCCAGCUCACCUGCUUCAGGACUGGGAGCCCCUUUUGUGGACUCAAGAGACUGUUCCUGGGAAGACCCCUGCUGUGGGCUCUGUGGUGGGACCAGGGGCCUCAAAGAAUCCGAUUUGGGGCCUUCUCUGCAAAUGGAGUGCUUGCUCUAGAGUCACAUGGGCCAUUCUGGGCUAUUUCCUCUCUUACUGGCUCCUGGGACUGCUCCUGCACUGUAAUUUCCUGCCUUGGACAUGACCCAGAGCCCCAGAGGACAGCCAGGCCAGGCUACAGACUUUCCCAAGGGGCCUGAAACUAGCAAAUCGAGUCCUGGGCGUACUUGAAAUAGAAGUCCUCAACCACAGUGCUUUCGAGCAAGUUGCUUGAGAUUUCCAAGGACACGAAUGACAGGCCCUUUGGCCAAGGUUUUCUGCCAGGUCUUAUGUGAAGCUGGGUCUGUCUGAUCAGCCCACCCUCAGAAAGCUCAUUAAGCCUCCCACCUGCCUACUUUAUGCUACUUAAUAGAAUCUCACAAUCGGAAAGGACUCCAGGGCUGCAGCCAGGCCUUCCUGUGCCUGAGUCACCACCUCCUCAACACUGUCUCUUCUCCACUUUAAGAGCACCGGUGACUUGGUUACCAGUACCCCUUCCCAGCCAUUUGAGCCCCUAUGUCCUUUCCUAUCCAGGACUCAUGGAAUAAACCUGUCUCCAAUCUUUGUAGCAUCUGUCUUCUCCUGGCAUCUCUGUUCUGGGCUGAGAGGGCAGUGUGACCUCCCCAGGAGGAUGAAGACCAAUGGAGGUUUUCCCAGUGGAGGGGCAAGGCCAGAGGGCUACCUGGCUGAGGAACACUAGGGAUUCACCCAUGCUAUAGCAGGGAGCAGCACUGUCCAGAAAGUGUCACCUUCUCUGAUAACCUUGACCUACUGAAGCUGGAAAUAUAAGUAUAAGAGCACCCCAGGACUCUCAAAGAAGAGAGCCAGAUUAAAAAUGGAGUCCCCAUUCUCCCAGGAGUACCAAGUCGGCUGGUUUGUCAUCAUCCUGCUGCUUAACCCUUGGCGAAAUCACUUCCCUUUGCCAAGACUCAGUUUUCUUUUCUGUAAAAUAAAGGACUUGAACUGAAUACCAUCUCAAGGCCCUACUGCCUUAACAUCGGAUUAUUUUAUGACUAAGAUAUCCUCUUGCUGCUCUAGUAGGAUCUGGAAACCAAAUGGAAAUUUAGAAGGAGUUCAGGAACAUCUGUCUGAGGAGGAGGAGGAGAGAACCUCUGGAAUGGGCAGAAGUGGACAGACCACAUGUAAAGAGAAGUGUUUCAGAAAAAAUUUCAGGAAGUGUGCUGAUUCUUGUUGUUGUUGUUGUUGUUGUUGUUGUUGUUGUUUUUGCGGGGCAGUGUGGGUUAAGUGAUUGGCCCAGGUUCACACAGCUGUGGGGCUGUAGAAGCCCAACACCACAAUCUAGAGAACUGGACCAGGUGGAAAAUUAGAUGUCCCAGCAGCUGAAGCAAAGUAAAGCCCAGGAAGAAAUGGAGAUUACCAUCAAAUAAGAGAGAGGAAGGUCAGAGGGACCUCACAGAGAAGAGACUUAAGGAAAAUGGUUACAGAGCCGCUGCAGGUGACUCCCAUAUCACCACAUCUACUGCCAUCACCUCCUGGGUGCCCCAUGGGUAGCUUACAGUGUUCAAAUCGGGUGGCUAGGUGUUGCAGUGAAUAGGGCACUGGCCCCUGGUGUCAAGAGGACCUGAGUUCAAAUCUCAGACACUCAUUAGCUGUGUGACCAUGGGCAAGUGACAACACCAAUUGCUUUAAACA
Molecule: messenger RNA, 3566 nt
Organism: Dromiciops gliroides (monito del monte)
Lineage: Eukaryota; Metazoa; Chordata; Mammalia; Microbiotheria; Microbiotheriidae
Gene: PIGV
Product: phosphatidylinositol glycan anchor biosynthesis class V
Exons: 5
Coding region: 520-2019 (499 amino acids)
Biological process (GO): GPI anchor biosynthetic process
Cellular component (GO): mannosyltransferase complex; endoplasmic reticulum membrane
Molecular function (GO): alpha-1,6-mannosyltransferase activity; GPI mannosyltransferase activity
Source: RefSeq, a predicted model, not a curated record